AUGUAAAAAUUAGUUCUAAUUUUCGUAAUAGUUACAUUAAGUUUAGGGAUUGAUGUUGUAGAUGAUUACGAUAUCAAUUCAUAUUUAGGCGAUUGGUUUGAAGUAGCUAGUAGUCCAUGGGUUCAUACAACCUUUGAGAAAAAUGGUUUUUGUAAUAGAGCUAGAUAUGGUGUAUUGACAACUGGAGAUUUAAGUGUUUAUAAUGUUUAAAGAGAUGGUGCUAGUGAUGGACCUAUAAAAUCAAUAGAUGGAUAUGCUAGAAUUCCAGAUGCUCAAUAAAAAGCCAAAUUAAAAGUGUUUUUAAAUGGAGGAUAAGUAGGUGGAGGAGAUUAUUGGAUUAUUGAAUUAGGUCCUAUUAUUAAAAAACAAUAUCAAUGGGUUAUAGUAAGUGAACCUGAAAUGUUAUUUAUGUGGGUCUUAGCCAGAAAUCCUCAAUAAUAUAGAGAGGAAUAUGAAGAUUAUGUCAGAGAUAGGGUAAGUGCCUUGGGCUUCAAUGGUGUCUUAAAUAAGUAUGUUCCAAGAUUUUUUGAUAAUUGUGUGCCAUAUGAUGAUUUAACCUACUGAUAUC
Molecule: messenger RNA, 568 nt
Organism: Paramecium sonneborni
Lineage: Eukaryota; Ciliophora; Oligohymenophorea; Peniculida; Parameciidae
Source: the annotation of a GenBank genome assembly